Molecule: messenger RNA, 993 nt
Organism: Striga asiatica
Lineage: Eukaryota; Viridiplantae; Streptophyta; Magnoliopsida; Lamiales; Orobanchaceae
Source: the annotation of a GenBank genome assembly
AUGUUUUUUCGGCGGUUUAUCAGUGUUGUCGUAGCUCUUUUUGUAAUAUUUCCAAUUGGAAAUGCGAUAAUUCCCGGAAAGCUUCUGAGAAUCAAAUUGGCUUGCCUCACAAUCUCUGUGGAUCCAUCUGGAGAAGGAAACACCACUACUAUUCAAGCAGCUAUCGACAAAGUGCCUGAGUACAACCAGAAAUGGGUUUGCAUUCGCAUCAAAGAAGGCGUCUAUAGAGAACAAGUUUUGAUUCCGUAUAACAAGCCAUUCAUAUACCUCCAAGGAGCGGGAAAGCGGAAGACGAGUGUCGUCUGGAAUGCGCACGAUGCAACUGACACGAGCGCCACUUUUAAUUCUGUCCCGGACAACAUCAUAGCCAGGAGCAUAACAUUCAUUAAUUCUUAUAACUACCCGCUGAAGGAGUCGAGCAACCCACUUGCAGUGGCAGUGGCGGCCAGGAUAGGUGGCGACAAGUCAGCCUUUUACCGGUGUGGAUUUGUGGGGCUUCAAGAUACGCUUUGGGACGUUCAAGGAAGGCAUUAUUUCGAGCAGUGUACAAUUCAAGGGGGUAUUGAUUUCAUAUUUGGUUCAGGCCAAUCUAUUUAUCAGGGAUGUACCAUAGCAGUAGUUGCGGGAGUUUUAGACGGCCCAGGAUUCAUCACAGCUCAAGGAAGAACAUCACCUUCCGAGACAAAUGGAUUUGUGUUUAAGGAUUGUGUGAUAACCGGAGAUGGGAAGGCAUAUCUAGGAAGACCUUGGAGACCUUAUGCAAGAGUCUUAUUUUACAACACAAUGAUGAACGGUAUUGUUGUUCCUCAAGGAUGGUCCCCUUGGUUCGCAGGAGGCGACAUGAGCACGGUGAGUUUCGAUGAGGCCGGUUGUCGUGGCCCAGGUUCGGACACAAGCGGGAGAGUUGAUUGGGCAAACAGGCAGAGCAAGUCACAGUUGCAGCAGUUUGCUAGCCUUUCUUACAUUAAUGCACAAGAAUGGCUAAUCAGCUAG